Molecule: messenger RNA, 2373 nt
Organism: Cucumis sativus (cucumber)
Lineage: Eukaryota; Viridiplantae; Streptophyta; Magnoliopsida; Cucurbitales; Cucurbitaceae
Product: vacuolar protein-sorting-associated protein 33 homolog
Exons: 21
Coding region: 176-2071 (631 amino acids)
Biological process (GO): vesicle-mediated transport; intracellular protein transport
Cellular component (GO): vacuole; CORVET complex
Source: RefSeq, a predicted model, not a curated record
UAAAAAAAAACAGUCUAGAAAAUAAUAAAACCAACGCGACGGCGCCGAUGAGAAAAAAACUACGGAUGCAACGGAGGUCGACCCGCCAUCUUCUUCCAGCGAGGAAAAGGAAAAUUCUCUCUAUUAACAAAGACUCGAAUUGAAAUAAAGAAGAAAAGAAAAUUCUUCGGCUUCGAUGGCGCAGAUUCCGAAUUUGGAUAAUGCUCCUCUGAAUCUCCGAGCGCUCAGGGAACAAUCUCAGAAGGAGCUCAUUAACAUCCUGAAAAAUAUUCGAGGAAGGAAGUGUUUAGUCGUUGAUCCUAAGCUGGGAGGUUCUCUAUCCUUAAUCAUCCAAACGUCUGUACUUAAGGAACAUGGAGCUGAAUUGCGACAUCUUUCAUCUGAUCCAAUUCAAACUGAUUGUAAUAAGGUGGUUUAUCUUGUUCGAGCUCAGAUGGACUUGAUGCGAUUCAUAUGUUCUAAUAUUCAAAGUGACAUUUCGAAAGGACUUCAAAGGGAAUACUUUGUUUAUUUCGCCCCUCGCCGUACAGUAGUUUGUGAGAGGGUUCUGGAGGAGGAAAAGGUCCACCACCUAUUGACUAUUGGGGAGUAUCCUUUAUACGUAAUUCCAUUGGAUGAGGAUAUUCUGUCAUUUGAGCUUGAUCGUUCGAACAAAGAAUACCUUGUUGAUGGAGAUACUAGUUCACUCUGGCAUAUUGCAAAAGCAAUUCACAAGCUUGAGUUUUCCUUUGGGGCAAUACCAAAUGUGAGGGCCAAAGGGAGAGCAUCAGUACGUGUUGCUGACAUUCUAAAUCAUUUGCAAACAGAGGAACCUGUUAACUCAAAUGAUGUAAAUAUGGUUGUGCCAGAGAUAAAUACACUCAUUCUUAUAGAUAGGGAGGUGGACAUGGUUACUCCCAUGUGUUCUCAGUUGACAUAUGAAGGGCUGGUUGAUGAGUUUUUGCAUGUGAAUAAUGGUUCUGUGGAGCUUGAUUCAUCGAUCAUGGGUGCUCAACAAGAUGGAAAAAAGAUCAAGGUUCCACUUAAUUCAAGUGACAAGCUGUAUAAGGAGACGAGGGAUCUCAACUUUGAAGUGGUUGUCCAGAUUCUACGUCAAAAAGCUAUGAACAUGAAGCAGGACUAUGCAGAGAUGUCAACUACUACACAGUCAGUUUCUGAGUUGAAAGACUUUGUUAAAAAGCUGAAUUCGUUGCCAGAAAUGACAAGGCACAUUAACCUGGCUCAACACUUGACGACGUUCACAUCAAAGCCAUCCUUUCUUGGGCAGCUUGACAUGGAACACACAAUUAUUGAAGCUGAAAGCUAUGACAUUUGUUUUGAAUACAUUGAAGAACUGAUCCAUAAGCAGGAGGCCCUUGUUAAAGUCCUCCGUCUUCUCAUCUUGCUUUCUGUUACAAAUUCUGGUUUACCUAAAAGACAUUUUGACUACUUGAGGAGAGAGAUACUUCAUAGCUAUGGGUUUGAACACAUGGGUACAUUGAAUAACUUGGAGAAAGCGGGAUUAGUCAAAAAACAGGAGUCAAAAAGCAACUGGCUAACUAUCAAACGUGGUCUGCAACUUGUUGUAGAGGACACAAACACCGUGAACCCGACGGACAUUGCAUAUGUCUUUUCUGGAUAUGCACCUCUUAGCAUUCGUCUUGUCCAACAAGCUGUAAGAUCUGGAUGGCGUCCUAUUGAAGAAAUUUUGAAGUUAUUACCUGGGCCUCAUUCAGAAACAAAAAGAGUCAGUAAAUUUGUCUUUAUGAUCUAUUGUGAUGUUUGCAAUUUUCUUUCCUUCUUUUGCUGGCCUAUUCUUCAUAAUUAUUUUGGUUUUGAAAUCCAGGGUAGAUUCCUUAGCAGUUCAUCCUAUGAUUCGUUGCAAGGGGCUUCAGCCAGUAAUGACAAAGUGACGGAUGGAAGGCGCACAGUUGUACUCGUUGUUUUUAUUGGAGGAGUAACAUUUGCCGAGAUUUCUGCUCUUCGAUUUCUGAGUAGUCAGGAAGGAAUGGCUUACGAGUUGAUAGUUGGUACCACAAAGAUUGUUAGUGGCAAUUCCUUGACCGAAACAUUUGUGGAGAAGUUAGGCUAAUUCUAAUUUACCCCACCUUUCCCUAAGCUUUAAUCAAUAUGACCUGCUAGAACUGAAAAUCAGCUUUGUUUGUUCAGUAUUGCGGUUUAACGGUUAUCGUCUUCCACAUCGAACCUUUUUCGUUCACAAAUGAGUUUGUUCUGUUUGCUGUCCUUUUCUUUUCUUUUUAUUAUCAACAUUGGUUGUUCUUGACAAUGAUGAGUGUUGGUUUCUACAAGUUCUUGCAGGCUGUAUACUCUCACAGAUUUGAUCCCAUCAGUGUAAAGAAUCAUCUAUUUACUAUGAUUUCAUAUUCCAUUUUA